Messenger RNA from Cheilinus undulatus (humphead wrasse), 1444 nucleotides. RefSeq lists its product as uncharacterized. The coding region runs from base 390 to 1325 and encodes 311 amino acids. The transcript has 4 exons. NCBI's taxonomy places the organism in Eukaryota, Metazoa, Chordata, Actinopteri, Labriformes, Labridae. The record is from RefSeq and is a predicted model, not a curated record.
CAACAACACAACAGGAGGAGAUGGCGGUGUGGUGAACGACUUGGACUUCUGCUUAAAACGUUUCUCUCCAGUUUCACCAAAGUGCCUGCGGUCCUUCAGCUCCAGUUGAUAAGAUAUCCUGUUCAAAGUAUUUCAAGAGGAUUCCAGGCUCCUUCAUAGAGAAAGUGGAAUAAGCUUCAUAACACACCAGCAUUCAGUAAGACGGGGAACUCUGGACUGGGAGUGAUGCAGGCUUCAGACAUCUCUGAGCCACUGUCCUUGGUCAAAAAUGGCAUUAAGAAGUGUUGUAAUAAAGUCCCACUCGUGACAACAGUAGCUCUCAAGGACAUGGACUCACAGUUUUCACACCUACGCUACCAGCCUGUCUGCAGAGGGAGCGACACCAAGUGAUGGAGAAGACAACAGUUACAAGAACAUUCAGUAAUGGAGGAAACUGCAGUGGAGCCAAAGUGAAAGAAGACUUCUUUACAUCACGCAGGCACAGCAGCGCUGGGAUCCGUGCUCUCUUAUGGGCUACCAGCAGUGCAAAGUCCCUUGGGUGCUCUCUAGGAUCAGACUUUCAGACAAGCCGGGAGAGCAUAUUUCCAAACAUCCUGACACCUGACAGCAUCCCACAGUUCACCAUCCCGAGUCUGUCUGUGCAGAACAGUCUGAUAUCAUUAGACCGAGAGGAAGAGGAUACAGAGCUGGAAGAAGGUUUGGGGGAUUCUGGGAUUGAGCUGGAGUCAUCUCUAUAUUCCUCUACUUCCUCCAAGCUCUCAUCCUCUGUAUCGUUCCCAGGUGCCAGUUUGAUUCUCUCAGACCGUAAGGCUGAGCGCAGUGUCUCUGACCCCUUAGCCCAGAGGAAAUCUCAUCUUCAAAGGGAAGUUUCCUAUUCCUCCUCCCACACCGAUGCCCAGCAUUGCCUGGACCCUGCCAGCAGAGCUGCUCUCUCCCUACCACAUCUCACCAAGGUCACCACACCGUACGGCUUUGUCACCCUGAGUCAGAGCCCACAGAUGGUGAGCGAAGAGGCCCUUCUCUGUCAGGCUGGGCUGCGGCGCUUAAACAAGGAGGAGGAGACCGUGUGCUGUCUGAGCAAAGCUCCAAGGACAGGGGCAGUAGACAACAAAGGCGGAUCCUCACACCCUCCAGGAGACAAGAAGAGACUCUCCAAAGAUUCCACUGAAUCUCAUCAUAAAGACAGAGUAGCAAAAGGAGAGAUGAAAGCAUCGUCUGCCAACACCACUAAUGCUGCAGUUUCAUUCUCUGCAACACAAAGACAGCAAGACGGCAAGCUUAAACGAAGCUUCUAUAAUGUUUUAAAGAAACAUUUUGCAUCCUGACAUUUAGAAUGAAAUUAUGGGAUUUGCUUGCAUCAAUGGCAACUUUUCAAUAUGUAUAACCCAUGUAUAAAGUGCUGAUUGACACAUCUCUAUAUGAGCUGCAAAGCUUUCCUCCUGGA